CAGCGUUUGAGAUAAAUGUGGCGUCCAUACCAACGGUAACGUAAACUUGAACAGACUUUUAUUCAAGUCUGUAUUUUCGCCUUAUUGUUGCCAUAUCAUACUAGCUUAAAAAGUACACUGGAACAUGGCAGAUGAAUCUGGAGAUAAGAAUGGAGAAAAUAACAAAACAGAUUCUUCAUUACAUGGAACUCGUAUCACUCCACAGCUCCUGAAGGCACAGAGUGGAGAGUUUGAAGUGGAUAGUAUAUUUAGCCUCAACCUCAGACAACAAGAUAUUGAUGAUCUUGGAGCUAUUGGAUCAUGUUCAUGCCUUCAGCGACUGGACAUAAGUAGGAAUGAUUUAACAAGUCUAAAGACCCUGACCCCUCUGAAACAACUAGUCUAUUUAAAUGUAGCUGCCAACAGAAUAUCAAGUCUUGAGCCUUUGAAGGAGAUGGAGAAUUUACGAAGUUUAAAUGCCGCUGGGAAUCUCAUUUCAAGUCUUGAAUCAGUGUAUGCCCUAUCAAAUCUGCCGAACCUUCAAGACAUGCGAUUCCAGGACACCUUGCAAGAUUGGAGCAAUCCCAUUUGUAACAGCACUACCUAUAGGUCAGCAAUGAUGUCUCACUUCUGCCACUUGAAAGCUUUGGAUGGAGAGAGAUUGUGUGGGAAAGGAAGUGAAGUCUUCACAGCUCUCAGACAGCUUGAUAGAGAAUUAGCAAAGUGUGAUGAACAUUCAGGAGAUCAUGUGACAAAAAAAUCCUCCGGUUCUUGGGUGGAGAAAGGAUUCUGGGAUACGUGCCCUGAGCAGAAGAAAGAGAUUGACGAUACAGAGAAAUUGAUCAAAGAAAUGCUUCUCGACUGCAGGACGUUAAGCAAUGUGGCACUUCAUAAAAUACAGCAGACGUGACAGGAUGAGAGAUGAUUCACAGCUCUUAACAGGUCAGGACAAUCAGAAGCUCUAGAUGUAUCAUCCAUCGCCUCUCAACAUGCUACCAAAGAAGGCAGAAUUUGGAUGGCUUACAAUUGCGGAUCCAAUAUUUUAUGGGGUGUGAAUUUGUAAAAGAAAAAUUGGCCCCCCAAAAGGUCAUCAAUCACAAACGAAGGGUAUAAUGAAGGGCAUUCCAUCUCCUGUAGAAAAGAGCAUCGCUCAUUUUACAUGGUGCGCCCUCACCUUC
This is a messenger RNA of Lytechinus variegatus (green sea urchin), 1157 nucleotides long. Its product is annotated as leucine-rich repeat-containing protein 61-like. The transcript is spliced from 7 exons. NCBI's taxonomy places the organism in Eukaryota, Metazoa, Echinodermata, Echinoidea, Temnopleuroida, Toxopneustidae. Gene Ontology annotation, cellular component: cytoplasm. The coding region runs from base 125 to 889 and encodes 254 amino acids. Gene Ontology annotation, biological process: outer dynein arm assembly. The record is from RefSeq and is a predicted model, not a curated record. Gene Ontology annotation, molecular function: protein binding.